Messenger RNA from Hyposmocoma kahamanoa, 1984 nucleotides. It is a transcript of the gene Zpr1, whose product is annotated as zinc finger protein ZPR1. Gene Ontology annotation, molecular function: zinc ion binding. The coding region runs from base 29 to 1384 and encodes 451 amino acids. NCBI's taxonomy places the organism in Eukaryota, Metazoa, Arthropoda, Insecta, Lepidoptera, Cosmopterigidae. The record is from RefSeq and is a predicted model, not a curated record. Gene Ontology annotation, cellular component: cytoplasm; nucleus. The transcript has 11 exons.
UUUGUUUUGAUCCGCAAUUUUGCAAAAAAUGUGUUCGGUAGAACAGAAACCUAUCUUCAGAGACCUAAGCGCAGACGACCCUGAGCCGGAAGUCACGGAGAUAGAGUCUUUCUGCGUUAAUUGUCACGCCAAUGGCAUAACUCGCCUUCUGCUAACACGCAUCCCGUACUACAAAAAUGUGGUGCUGAUGUCCUUCUCAUGCGAGAAGUGUGGCUUUGAGAACAAUGAGAUCCAACCAGGAGGUGCUUACGCAGAGAUGGGGGUCAGAUGGAAGCUGCGCGUGGAAGAACCGACGGAUCUGAACCGGCAAGUAGUGAAAAGCGACCACACAGCGGUGAGAAUACCAGAACUAGACUUCGAGGUGCCCGCAAUGAGCCAGAAGGGGGAAGUGACAACAGUGGAAGGCAUAGUGGCGCGCGCGAUCACUGGACUGUCGCAAGACCAGGAGGCACGCCGUGAACAGCACCCCGAGGCGGCUCGGCAGAUCGACCAGUUUAUAGCUAAAUUGCAUUUGCUACGCAUGCUGGAGUCGCCCUGGACCUUGGAGUUGGAGGAUAUCAGUGGCAACUGCUUCAUCGAGAACCCGUCCGCCCCCCGCCGCGACCCCCGCUGCACGCGCACCGACUUCGCGCGCACCGCGGAGCAGAACCACGCGCUCGGCAUCUUCUCGCACGACGAGGUGCAAGAAUAUCCCGCCCCUCCGCCUCCGACCUCUCUGGUGUCACCGUCCACUGCCGAGCAUAGUUUCGAGGCGAUGGUCUCCGACGAAGUGCUGCAGUUCCGCACCAAUUGCCCCGACUGCAACGCCCCUGCGGACACCAAUAUGAAGCUCACCAAAAUUCCUCAUUUCAAAGAAGUGGUGAUAAUGGCAACCAUCUGCGACGCUUGCGGGCACCGCACCAACGAGGUGAAAUCAGGUGGAGGCAUUGAGGACAAGGGCGUGCGGUACGAAGUGAGGGUCGCGGGGAAAGAAGACUUCUCCAGAGAUAUUCUCAAGUCGGAGACGUGCAGCAUGGAGAUCCCGGAGCUGCAGCUGCAGGUGGGCGGGCGCGCGCUGGGCGGCCGCUUCACCACGGCCGAGGGGCUGCUCGGGGCCACGGCCGCGCAGCUGGCCGACGCGCCGGGCGCCCUGGGGGACGCGCCCUCGCUCAGCAGAGACGGCAUGGCCCAGUUCAUCGCGAAGCUGAACGAGGUGCUGGAGUGCAAGCGCGCGGUGACCAUCGUUCUGGACGACCCCGCGGGGAACUCCUUCGUGCAGAGCUUCAGCGACGAUCCCGACCAGCCCGACGACGGUCUGAAGGUGACACGCUACGAGCGAUCGUUCGAGCAAAACGAAGAACUCGGACUCAACGACAUGAAAACGGAGAACUACGAACAGAGCUAGCGUCAAUAAUGACAUUAGUUAUCAUCAUCAUAUUAUACGUCCCACAGCUCGAUACGGUUCCCCUCCUGGUAGGGGGGGUCAAUGGUCUCUAAAAAGAGUGUUUAAGUAAUAGUUGAUAUGUUAGCCUUGACUUGACUUGUAGUCAGUGAUGUUGUUAUUUAAUACGUACUGGAUGACGUUUUUGUCACCAUCGAAAUUUUAACAUUACGGUCUUUGGUGAAGAAAUAAAAUAGUUUUUUAUUGUAUAUCAGGAUGUUUGACCAACAUGAUAUAUUCAAUUAUUUUUUGGGAAAUUGCUCUACUGGUUUGUUAUAAUUAUUAGAGAUAGAUAUUAUAGUUCUGCAACAAAUACAUGGAAAGUUUCGCGAGCCCCGUUGGUUUGUUCCGUGGCUUAGUUGGCAUAGCGUCUGACACGGUGUGCUGGGAGACGUUGGUUCGAAUCCAACUGGAUUGGAAUGAAUUUUUCGUAAAUGUUCGAUCUUUGUUUAAUAAUUAAAAUAAAAUAGGUGUAGUUUGCCUUUUAGUAUCGAUCAGUACUAAAAUAUUAAUAUUUAAAAAAAACCGAAGGUAAAAUAAAAUUUUAAAAAAACCGACUUCAAA